AUGCCUGUCGUGUCCAGAGUCGUGUCUAUGGGUCUGCGUGUUUGCGAGCUCGCUUUCGCUGGUAUCGUUGCGGGCAUCGUCGGCUCCUACCUGGAUGACUACCGCCACGGCAAUGGUUGGCCCCUUGCGCGUUUCAUCUACAUCGAAAUUCUGGCUGGAAUCUCUCUUCUUCUUGGUCUACUCUGGCUGCUCCCAUUCGCAGGCGGCUUCUUUCACUGGCCUAUGGAUAUCAUCCUGUCGUUUGCCUGGUUCGCCUCUUUUGGGCUCCUCGUCGAAUGGGCGAAUGGCACCAGCUGCGAUGGAGACACCUUCGACUGGAAUCAAAUCAGCUUCCACGGAUUCUGCGGUCGCUAUAGGUCUGCUGAGGCGUUCUCAUUCUUAUCUGCGAUUUUCUGGAUCUUCAGCGCCUUGGUGGGCAUCUGGUUCGUUCAUCGAGAGAGGCGCAAGACUGUUGCGGCCGCUCCCGCUGACGGAGCGUAA
Messenger RNA from Cladophialophora psammophila CBS 110553, 480 nucleotides. RefSeq lists its product as uncharacterized. Gene Ontology annotation, cellular component: membrane. The transcript is spliced from 3 exons. The record is from RefSeq and is a predicted model, not a curated record. Lineage: Eukaryota; Fungi; Ascomycota; Eurotiomycetes; Chaetothyriales; Herpotrichiellaceae. The coding region runs from base 1 to 480 and encodes 159 amino acids.